Messenger RNA from Thyridium curvatum, 621 nucleotides. RefSeq lists its product as uncharacterized. The record is from RefSeq and is a predicted model, not a curated record. Gene Ontology annotation, biological process: dUMP biosynthetic process; dUTP catabolic process. The coding region runs from base 1 to 621 and encodes 206 amino acids. Gene Ontology annotation, molecular function: dUTP diphosphatase activity; magnesium ion binding. NCBI's taxonomy places the organism in Eukaryota, Fungi, Ascomycota, Sordariomycetes, Thyridiales, Thyridiaceae. The transcript is spliced from 2 exons.
AUGACCACCACCUCCGCCUCCCCCCAGCAAGCAGAGCCCACCACCGCCGCAGCCGUAGCAUCGCCGCCGACCUCCCCGCCUGCCAAGCGCGUCAAGACCGACAACGCCGCUUCCUCCGCCCUACCCAUCAUGUCUUCCGCUGCUGCUACCAACGGCACCUCCGCCGCCGCGGCCGUGACGACCCUCGACCAGGCCCCGCCCCUGCUGAUCAAGAAGCUCUCGGACAAGGGCCGCCUGCCCACGCGCGGCAGCGCCUUCGCCGCCGGCUACGACAUCUACGCCGCGCGCGAGACCGUCAUCCCCGCGCGGGGCAAGGCCCUCGUCGACACCGACAUCUCCAUGGCCGUCCCCGCCGGCACCUACGGCCGCAUCGCGCCCCGCUCCGGCCUGGCGUCCAAGCACUUCAUCGACACGGGCGCCGGCGUCAUCGACGCCGACUACCGCGGCCAGGUCAAGGUGCUGCUCUUCAACCACGCCGACGCCGACUUCACCAUCCAGGAGGGCGACCGCGUCGCGCAGCUCGUGCUCGAGCGCAUCUACACGCCCGAGGUCAUGGAGGUCCAGGAGCUCGAGGAGAGCGUCCGCGGCGCCGGCGGCUUCGGCAGCACUGGCCACAACUAG